This is a messenger RNA of Aegilops tauschii subsp. strangulata, 2652 nucleotides long. Its product is annotated as transcription factor NAI1-like. The record is from RefSeq and is a predicted model, not a curated record. Gene Ontology annotation, molecular function: protein dimerization activity. Lineage: Eukaryota; Viridiplantae; Streptophyta; Magnoliopsida; Poales; Poaceae.
UCGCCUGUUGACUUCUCGGCCCCUAUGUCGACAACGCUUCCAUGACCCGAUCAUGUUCCAGAGGUCCAGAGAUGGUGUCGAGUUUCACCCAUGACGCGCCGCUGGCGAGUGUGGGAGGAGGACAUCGUCGAUCCCCCCAAGGACCUCUGUGUGUAACUUUUAAUUUCUAUAAUGAUGCUCUUGUAAGGGUUGAUCGACCAUAAUAUAUGACCUUUGACUUUCAAAAAAUCUCAUGAUGACCGUAACUUGGCUAAAUUUGUCAUAUUAGUAUAAAAAAAGGAGAAAAAACAGUAAGAAUUGGUUUUACUCACAGGAUAAGCAUAUAUAGGUUGUUUUCCUGUCCCUGCAACUUUUUCCGUCAAGCUCAGCCACUUGAUAAACAAUAGAGUCUGAUGACCUUGUCUGCUUGUGAUUGUACAAAAGGAAUAAUAAGGGAGCCUACUCACGCACUGGUUGCGUUUACAGUGGCCUGUUUACCUAUGUCCUUUUUUCCCUGAAAAAAGUACGCUAUUUGACGUCCAGAAUAGUAGUGCAUGUGCACGCGGUCUCUCUAUCUUUGCCACGAUGGAGUGCAUUUUGAUUAAAAAACAAGCCGUUGUACGGAGAACUUGCAACUUGUUAGUGUCUAACAUAAUCAGUCUUGCUAAAUCUUAGUCGACUUAAACUUGAUUAUGUCUCAACUGGUGCUAUAUUCGUGAUAUGUUACAUUGAGAUUUAUGAUUUUUUUUUUCUUUCUUUCUUAUAUGUCAUGUCACUUAACUAAAACCUAGCGUAAUAGCAUCAAUCACAUAGACAAGGGGGCAUCACAUUGACAUGAGAACCAAUCUGUGGUUCAGUAGUUAGGAGGGUGAUUGUAUCCCAGUUUACUAGGGAUCAAAUCAUAGGUAUGAUACAUGUGUGCUGCACCAAGGCGAAAUAGUCUUUUAAUCCAUAGCAAAGUGCCUAUGGUGAAUUCGUCAAUCCCCCGUCGGCUCCUGUCCCUCGAUAGAGUAGGGUAUAUGUGUGUUCAUAAUGAUGAGUGUAUGGCGAACCAACUUAUUGGAUGGUUAGGAGGACAAUGGUAUCCCUGUCCACCAGGGUUCAAGUCCCGGUGCUCGCAUUAUUUCUGGAUUUAUUUCAAAAUUUUCGAUGCUGCGCCAUAUAUAUAAGCGCAUGCGGCUGUACCGUGUUCUCUAUUUUUUUUAUGUCCAGGGACAGGACGCGCCCAAAUCUCAGCUGAUUUGGAUGGCUUGCUCUUCCUACGUCUCCAUGCAAUCAUUUGCUCGCAGCCGGGCUCUCCGUCUUCUUCCCACCAGCUCCAUCAGGUGCUAGCUAGAAGCAGUAUGUAUCAGCUGGAGACCAUGGACGACUCCAGCUUGUUCAUGCAGUGGGCCGUGGACACGCUGCAGCACGACCACCCGCCGCUCGCCGCUGCCUACGCCGCCGGCGACAGUGGCUGUACUUUCCCGUCACUCCAAGAGCUCCGCCGCUCGGCGUUGCAGCAAGGCACGGCCCCGGCGGGAAUGGCGGUACAAGACGGCCACCGUCACCAAGCCGCCGACAGCGCCGGCGGCGGCUGUGAGAACACGUCUGCCGCGGUCGUGGAGAACGACGUCAACUGCGCGACGACCUGCAGCGUCGGCAGCAGCAACAACUACCUGCCCAUGAGCUGGAACUUCACCUCGGCCGUGGCGCAGCCGAGCAACGAGGCCGCGCCGAGCCCCACCGCUGCUCCUCCCUCUGGAGCGCACGACGGCCCCGGCGUGACGGAGCAGGCCCACGUGUCGCCACCGUCGAGGAGAGCCUCCGCAAAGAGCGCCGCCAGGACCGGGCACACGCCGUACGCGCAGGACCACACCAUGGCGGAGCGGAAGCGCCGGGAGAAGAUCAACCGGCGGUUCAUCGAACUCUCCACCGUCAUCCCCGGCCUCAAGAAGAUGGACAAGGCGACGAUCCUUUCGGACGCCGUCAAGUACGUCAAGGAGCAGCAGGAAAAGCUCAAGGCGCUCGAGGUCCGCAACUGCAGGAGCGUCGCCGCCGAGUCCGUGGUGCUCGUCAAGAAGUCACGCACCGCCGAAGACGACGGCGGCGGCUGCUGCUCAUCACCGUCUGCAGGGCCUGGAGCAACAGCUGGAACUGGAAGCACAACCACGACGACGACGACCGGGAGCGUGCUGCCGGAGAUCGAGGCGAGGGUCUCGGAGAGCGACGUGAUGGUGAGGAUCCACUGCGAGGACGGCAAGGGGGUGCUUGUCAGGCUGCUCGCCGAGGUGGAGGGGCUACACCUGAGCAUCACCCACGUCAAUGCCAUCCCGUUCCCCGCUUGCACUGUCGUCAUAACCGUUACUGCAAAGGUGGACGACGGCUUCAGCGUCACGGCGGAGGACAUUGUUGGCAAGCUAGAGGCGGCGUUGCAUGCACCCACGGCGACGGCGUAGUGGAAGAUAAUACUCCGGCCGGCAGAGAUCAAGGUUCAAGAAACAUGAAGCCGCUGAAACAAGUAUACUGUGUCGCCAUGCAAAUAAAUUACUUCUCGCCAUGAUUUGAUUCAACGGGUGCAUCACGGCUUAAAAUAGCUUACAACUUCCGAGAUAAACUCAAGGUGCAGAUUAGAACUCAUACUUUACUUCGAAAGGGCAAUAUUGAAAAUUUAAGUGAUAAACUUUCUUUGAA